AUGGGGGCCUUCCCCCCGCCCCUGCAGCAGGUGUUCCAUGCCCCCCGCAGGCCGGGCAUGGGCACCGUGGGCAAGCCCAUCAAGCUGCUGGCCAACUACUUCGAGGUCGAGAUCCCAAAGAUGGAUGUUUACCACUACGAGGUGGACAUCAAACCUGACAAGUGCCCGCGACGAGUCAACAGGGAGGUGGUGGAAUACAUGGUGCAACACUUCAAGCCGCAGCUCUUUGGAGACAGGAAGCCAGUUUACGACGGAAAGAAGAACAUCUACACGGUGCUAGCACUUCCCAUCGGGAGUGAGAAGGUGGACUUUGAGGUGACCAUUCCGGGCGAGGGAAAAGACAGAAUCUUCAAGGUGUCCAUCCGGUGGCUCGCCAAAGUGUCAUGGCGCCUCCUGCAAGAGACUCUGAACCUGACCGAGAACCUGACAGAGAACCUGACAGAGAACCUGACCGAGAACCUGACCGGGAACCUGACAGAGAACCUGACAGAGAACCUGACAGAGAACCUGACAGAGAACCUGACAGAGAACCUGACAGAGAACCCGACAGAGAACCUGACAGAGAACUUGACAGAGAACUUGACCGAGAACCUGACCGAGAACCUGACCGGGAACCUGACAGAGAACCUGACAGAGAACCUGACAGAGAACCUGACAGAGAACCUGACAGAGAACCUGACAGAGAACCCGACAGAGAACCUGACAGAGAACUUGACAGAGAACUUGACAGAGAACCUGACAGAGAACCUGACAGAGAACCUGACAUAG
Knipowitschia caucasica is the source of this 768-nucleotide messenger RNA. The record is from the annotation of a GenBank genome assembly. NCBI's taxonomy places the organism in Eukaryota, Metazoa, Chordata, Actinopteri, Gobiiformes, Gobiidae.